UAUAAUAAAAUUGUACAAGGAAAUUACAUCAACAGUCGAAUACUGACCGUUGUACUUGUGCAUCAUGGACAGAUACCUUUUAUUUUUAGUUAUUGCUGGAUUUGGUAUUUGUGGGGCUAAUCCUUUAGAUAAGGGGGACAACGAUGAAACAGCUAUACAGUGCAGUGGCAACGAAGUGUUCUCUUCAUGCACCAACGGGGGCUGUGAUGCCCGCAACUGUAGUCAGCUUGGGAAGCCCGUACCCUGUGUUAAGUUGCGAGCAGACAGCUGCAUCAAGGGAUGUCUGUGCAAACCGGGAUAUUUGAGAGCGGCAAGCGGAAAGUGUGUGGAAGAGGCAGAAUGUCAUAAGGAAUGCAACAAACCGAACGAGGAGAAGCGCUGCGUACAGUCCUGCCCACCGCAGAAAACCUGCCAAAACAUGGACAUCCAAGUAGUCUGCAAAUUCUUGCUUGAACAGUGCAAGAACAGGUGCGUCUGCAAAGCAGGGUUCUUCAGAAAUGCUGGCGGCGAAUGUGUCACUAGGGACUAUUGCACAAUGUGCGGUGGCCAAAACGAAUACUACUCGUGCCGGGUUCAACCAGACCAGACGUGUGCGGCGCCCGAAGCCGACACGACAGCAGACCAGAACAGUGGGCAGUGUAAGGAGCAAUGCUACUGCAACCCUGGUACCGUGAGGGACGAGAACGAUGUGUGCGUGCCGACCGACCAGUGCAACAAACCAUGCGGUGUCGACGAAACAAAAGACUACUGCCCAGCUGACUGCGCCUCCGACUCUUGCCCAAAGGGCCCGAAGACCGUGGCUUGCGCUCGCCCGAAUGUCUGUCCCCCGCCCCAGUGCAAGUGCAGAUUCAACCACCGUCGUGCUGAGAAUGGAACUUGCAUACCUACACGCGAAUGCCCCCCAUUCAAAUGUGACCAGGCCAACGAAGAAUACGACCCCUGCCCGCCGCUCUGUCCAAACGGCUCCUGCAGCCAGGCGACGCCGUCAGGAGACUGUCCUCCAAUCGUCGGAAACAUUGGCAUCGUGCUGGAAUGUAACCCGAGCUGCCGCUGCAAGAAGGGCUACUUCUGGAACGAGGACAAAGUUUGCGUGCCUUACAAUCAAUGCCCUGGCAAAAGCGACUCCAAUGCUUCGGAAUAAAGAAUGAAAGUACUUCAAGGUAUUUAGGUGAUUAAGUAAUUACCUAAGAAAGUAGAUAUACUUACUAUAAAUAAAUCGAAAUAUGAGAACGAAA
Messenger RNA from Leguminivora glycinivorella, 1235 nucleotides. Its product is annotated as zonadhesin-like. The transcript has 7 exons. The record is from RefSeq and is a predicted model, not a curated record. Lineage: Eukaryota; Metazoa; Arthropoda; Insecta; Lepidoptera; Tortricidae. Bases 65 to 1141 code for a protein of 358 amino acids.